UUGCAACGCAUGCCUUUUUACAAUCGCGGAAGUAUCGGUUCCAUUCUAAACUGCUCUGUUUACGAGUCUAUCGUGUUGUUUAUAUAUUUUAAUCUUACUCAUUCAACAGUACAUGCAAAAUGGAAGAUGACGCACCUGUCAUUUAUGGUCUUGAAUUCCAGGCUCGAUCACUCACUGCACAGACAGCUGAAACGGAUGCUAUUCGUUUCCUUGUGGGUACACAGUCUUUAAAGUUUGACAACCAGAUCCACAUCAUUGACUUUGAUGAUGAGAAUAACAUCAUUAAUAAGAACGUCCUUCUCCACCAAGCUGGAGAGAUCUGGAACAUCGAUGCCAGUCCUGCAGACAAAGACGUACUGAGCACCUGCUACAACAAAACCAGCGACAGCCGUGUGGUGUCCUGUGCAGCAGUAUGGCGGAUGCCCCCCACUUGGGAAACAGGAAGCCAAGAGUCACCUGAUGACUCCGCUCACAAUCCCCAAAACUUGGAACUGCUUUGUCACCUAGACGACAGUGCCCACGGCAAUGCAGCCUGCGUACUGUGGGAGCCAAUGGGAGAUGGAAAGCGUGUGAUUUCAUUGGCUGAUAACCAUAUUCUUCUCUGGGAUCUGCAAGAGAGCUCCACACAGGCCACAGUCUCCAGCACUGCUAUGCUUGAGGGAAAGGGGCAACUUAAGUUCACUUCUGGCAAGUGGAGCCCUCACCAUAACUGCAGCCAACUUGCCACUGCAAGUGACACGGCCAUAAGAGGCUGGGACCUCCGUACCAUGGGUCAGAUUUACUGUAUCGAGAACGCCCAUGGGCAGCUGGUACGUGACCUUGACUUCAACCCAAACAAGCAGUAUUAUUUGGCCAGCUGCGGAGACGACUGCAAAGUUAAGUUCUGGGAUGUGCGCAACGUCCAGGAGCCCAUCAAAACCCUGGAGGAACACUCGCAUUGGGUGUGGAGCGUCCGCUAUAACCACAGCCACGACCAGCUGGUGUUGACGGCCAGCAGCGACAGCCGCCUCAUCCUCUCCAACAUGGUGUCCAUCUCCUCAGAGCCAUUUGGCCAUUUGGUGGAUGAUGAGGAUCUCAGCGAGGGGGAGGACAACCACCAAGAUGAUAAGGGCAAGGAGCCUCUGAAAGACAGCGUGGUGUCCACCUACGAGGAGCACGAAGACAGCGUAUAUGCAGCUGAGUGGUCAUCGGCCGAUCCGUGGCUCUUCGCCUCGCUCAGCUAUGACGGCCGCUUAGUCAUCAACAGGGUCCCCCGUACUCUCAAAUACCAGAUCCUGUUGUGAGCGGACAUAUCGUGGAGUUCCCAAAACGGCAGCGCAUAUUGUUGCAAAAACUGUAAUUCAUGUAAAUACAAUCCACCCACAUUCAGUGACUUAAUUAAACGUUCCCGUUAAGAGUUCAGUGUCACCAAAAAAACUCGGGAAUCACUAAUUUAGGAAUUUCUCAUGAAUUUAGUAGGUAGUUAAUAAUUUUGAUAGGUUCAAAUGAUGUUUUGCAUGGCACAAUUCAGGUCAGGUGUAACAAAAAAAAAAAACGAGCUCUCCUAAAGCCAUUGUGAUUGGCGCUAAUUGUCAGAUAUUUUCCUCUAACGUGGCUGUGCAAAUGGCUUGAGAAAUGAAAUUCAAAAUAAUUCUAUUAUUUAUUCCUAAAUGCAACAUGGAGCCAUUGCUUGUGAGGCUUCAGCUUUCCGCUGAUAAUUACAACCUCACCUCAGUGUAUCUGACUCCUUUGCAUGGAGGGAGUUUUUCUUUUUUGCCUGCUCGAAAUGAAGCUCACGCUUUAACAUGAUUCUCUGCACUGUGGGUGGAGAGCGGACAGAGCAAGAGAAGAGAAUUACUGACAGCCAUAGAAGGGGAGUUAAGAGGUCCGCAGCCAGCACCCAUGGGAGGUGACGAGAGCGGCGUGAUCUGUACGCGUGAAGUGGAGGAAGGAAGCCUAGACCCUCCAGGGUUGAUAGUGGGCUUCAUGAAAUCCACAACCAUGCACAUUUUGUCCUUAUAUCAUAUUCUCUUAUUGAAUCUUACUUUAUUUUUUGAAACUCUUCGACUCCUGACUUAGUUUGGUCUUGCUCGGGCAGGAAGUUGCCGACAUGAGCCUGAAGACUUUUUUCCACCCACUGCAUUGAUUAACAAUAACAACAGGAGUCAAUUUGGAAGAAAAUAUUCGUAGCACUUGUGAAUGUUACUUUCUUACUUUCACAUGAGCUGCAGUGUUUUCUGCUCCACGAUCUCUGCAGCAGCAUAUAUACUGUAAAACAUCAACUCAUCGCUUUUGAUAUUAGCUGAAAGUACCCUGUAGUCGCCGAAAGCUCAGAUUGCCCUAAGCUACUUAUUUAUAAUUUGAUCAUUUCUGCAGAAGAUAAACAGCUCGUGGAAGGGACUUUUAAUUUUGGUGUCUGCAUUAAGUCAUUUAGUAAGGAAAUAUGUCUUGAAAGUGCUAUUUUUAUAUACAGUACAAAUGGGGGAUUCGAACACAUUUGCUUGAUUAAACACACAAAGAUAAUUAAAUUCCAAUAAGACAAAUAUCUCUAAAAAUGUCAUACAUAGAAUAAAAGGAAAAAUGAGGAAAUGCUAAAAUCUCAUCUCUGAUAUAUUGUAAUUGUAACAUACUGUACAUUAAAAUACUCCAGCCGAUUCUUAUUCAGAAACCGCCUCGAUAGAUAAAAAUAGAAACCAACCAUGUUGAAACCAUCACACUGUACAGAACUCUGUUAAUACAUCAAUGAAUCAUUCUUACUCAA
Molecule: messenger RNA, 2740 nt
Organism: Syngnathus acus (greater pipefish)
Lineage: Eukaryota; Metazoa; Chordata; Actinopteri; Syngnathiformes; Syngnathidae
Gene: eipr1
Product: EARP complex and GARP complex interacting protein 1
Exons: 9
Coding region: 120-1283 (387 amino acids)
Biological process (GO): protein ubiquitination
Molecular function (GO): protein binding
Source: RefSeq, a predicted model, not a curated record